This is a messenger RNA of Anastrepha obliqua, 8224 nucleotides long. RefSeq names its product protein turtle (gene tutl). NCBI's taxonomy places the organism in Eukaryota, Metazoa, Arthropoda, Insecta, Diptera, Tephritidae. Gene Ontology annotation, biological process: axon guidance; homophilic cell-cell adhesion; dendrite self-avoidance. Gene Ontology annotation, cellular component: axon; plasma membrane. The record is from RefSeq and is a predicted model, not a curated record. Gene Ontology annotation, molecular function: cell-cell adhesion mediator activity. The transcript has 11 exons. Bases 54 to 5198 code for a protein of 1714 amino acids.
CGCCGCUGCAAUGAGGACGAUCCGUUAGCGGCAUUGACUAUGGGACCAGAGGCAUGGGCGUGUGUGCGGACCCUGGGUCUUACCGGUGGUGUCAGGCAUUAAGCCGGUCGCGAUCAUCGUUCGCCACAAACAACGACAGCAUAGACAACAAUUCCAAUAUAACAAUAACAAAAACAACAGGAAAUACGUAUAUCAACAAUCAAACAACAACUUCACCGCAAACAACAGCAACAACAGCAAAAACAGCAACAGCUGCAGUAGCAACAACAACAGCAUCAGCAACAGCAACAACUAACUUCAGCUUGAGAACAAUUUGGAAUUCACUUGCAAACCGCAAAUCAACGAAAAUUCAAACAAUUGCUGAAAAUUUUGAGAUCAACCAAAGCAAUAGAGAGCAGUUGCAUUCCAGCAGUGAAGCGAGUAGUGGCUACAACAAAACCAACAAAAAGGGCCUACUAUUUACAAUCUACCAGUUUAUCACAUUAGUGCUGAUUUUUCUGGCAAAAUCCGUAGAUGCAAAUAUACCAGAAGAUGCAGUACACAUUACAGCGAUACUCGGCGAAGGUGUCAUCUUCAAUUGUCACGUCGAAUUUCCCAAUGAUCAUCCGGUGCCGUAUGUCCUACAGUGGGACAAGAAGGUGAGCGAAACGGGCUCCGAUUUGCCUAUCUACAUAUGGUAUGAAAGCUAUCCGGAACACAUCGAAGAGGGCUACAAGGGUCGUGUGUCACGCGUCUCACAGGACUCACCGUUCGGUUCGGCUUCACUCAAUUUGACCAACAUCAAGGAGUCGGAUCAAGGCUGGUACGAGUGUAAGGUGGUAUUUUUAAAUCGUGAUCCCAAGCAGCAUAAGAACGGUACAUGGUUCCAUUUAGACGUACAUGCACCGCCACGUUUUAGUGUUACACCAGAGGAUAUUAUAUAUGUUAAUUUAGGCGACUCAAUUAUUCUAAAUUGUCAAGCCGAUGGCACACCAACACCAGAAAUCUUAUGGUACAAAGAUGCUAAUCCCGUUGAUCCCUCGCCUACUGUUGGCAUCUUUAACGAUGGCACCGAGUUACGGAUCUCCACCAUCCGACACGAGGACAUCGGAGAGUACACUUGCAUUGCACGCAAUGGUGAGGGACAAGUCUCCCAUACGGCCCGUGUUAUAAUAGCGGGCGGCGCUGUAAUCAUGGUGCCGCCCACUAAUCAAACCAAACUCGAGGGCGAAAAGGUGAUAUUCUCGUGCGAAGCGAAAGCAAUGCCCGGUAAUGUCACCGUUAGAUGGUUUCGCGAGGGCUCUCCCGUACGGGAGGUGGCCUCAUUGGAGACGCGUGUCACAAUACGCAAAGAUGGUUCGCUAAUUAUAAAUCCCGUUAGCGCAGAUGAUUCCGGUCAAUAUUUAUGCGAGGUGACGAAUGGCAUUGGAGAUCCACAGAGUGCUUCGGCUUAUUUAAAUGUUGAAUAUCCUGCCAAAGUGACCUUUACACCCACUGUACAGUAUCUUCCCUUCCGUUUGGCGGGCGUCGUUCAAUGCUACAUCAAAUCGAAUCCCACAUUACAAUAUGUCACAUGGACCAAAGACAAACGCCUCCUCGAACCGUAUCAGAUGAAAGAUAUCGUCGUCAUGGCAAACGGUUCAUUGCUCUUCACGCGUGUCAACGAGGAUCAUCAGGGCCGCUACACUUGCACACCGUACAAUGCGCAAGGCACCCAGGGCUCGUCCGGUCCCAUGGAGGUGUUGGUACGCAAACCGCCCACUUUCACCGUCGAACCAGAGUCGCUGUAUCAGCGCAAGGUAGGCGACAGCGUCGAAAUGCAUUGCGAUGCCAUCGAAGCGGAAGGCACACAACGACCGACCAUCAAAUGGCAACGUCAAGAUGGCGGCGACCUAACCGAAUCGCAACGUACGCGCGUUAAAGUGUCCGGUGGCAAUAUUACAAUCGAAAAUUUACGUGGUGAAGAUUUUGGCUACUAUCAGUGUGUCGUAUCGAAUGAGGUGGCCACACUGAUGUCGGUGACGCAAUUAGUUAUCGAGGGUACACAGCCGCAUGCGCCAUACAACAUCACCGGCAAAGCGACUGAGUCUUCGAUUACGCUGCAAUGGAUGCCUGGCUACAGCGGUGGCUCCGAGUAUAAACAAGACUAUACGAUUUGGUAUCGCGAGGCGGGCGCCGCUGACUGGCAGACGAUUUCGGUGACACCGUCGGGCAGCACACAGGUCACCAUCAACGGCCUGGCCUCGGGCACUACAUACGAGUUUCAGGUGGUCGGUCGAAAUGUGCUUGGCGAUGGACUUAUGAGCAAGGUGAUGACGGUGCGAACAUUGGAAGAUGCCCCGGCAGCGCCACGUAAUGUCAAGGCUGCAACACAACCGCCAGAUCAUAUUUUCCAACUAAUGCCAGACGAAGCUGACCUUUUAGCGUAUUUUGACAUUUAUUUUCAUACCGAUUCGAAUGGUUCGAUCGUUUACUCACCGCCAAAAUUAAAAUUGAAAGGUCCGAAGCCCGGUCCACCGCGCAAUCUAACCGUCACGGAAGUCUCAAAUGGUUUUCUCAUCUCGUGGCAGGCGCCACUGGAGCGUGCCCAUAUCGUCAAAUUCUACACCAUCAAAUACCGCACCGAUGCCCAGUGGAAGACGCUAAAUCGCGGCCAAAUACGGCCCGAAGAGACCCAAUAUUUAGUUAAGAAUUUAGUUGGCGGUCGUACGUAUUAUUUUCGCGUCUUAGCUAAUUCGGAAAAAUCCUACGAGUCCAGUGAUGAAGUGAAAUUUCCGGUGCCGGCACGUGUCAAGCAUAAAGCGAUAACAGCCGGUGUCGUUGGGGGCAUCCUGUUUUUUAUUGUUGCGAUCAUUUUAUCGGUUUGUGCCGUAAAAAUUUGCAAUAAACGUAAACGACGAAAACAGGAAAAAGAGUUCAAUAUGGUAGCUUGCAGGAUAACCGAUGCCCGUAAUAUUGCAGCAAAUAAUCAUCAUUUACAUCAGCAUCCACAACAGCAGCAACAGCCACAUCAACAUACGCAUCAACAACACCAACUGCAACAUAAUCUGCAUAGCCGCAGUACGGGCUCACUUUCCGCUGGUCAAGUGCCUUUAAAAAAAUUUAAACAAACCCGAAUAUCAAGUCUAACCACGAUACUAAUUGCCAUACUACACUGGAUCUGGCCACCGGAUCGCUGCACCAACUGCCAUUCCAUCUACAGUGCACCCCAUUUGGAGGAGGAAGGCGCACGCGACCGCCACUCUGUAAGUCAAAUUCAACGCUCUGUCGACGGUCGUUUCAUCAUCUCAGCCACUAAGGCAGGCAGUCAUGGCAAACUCAAUGCACUCACCAAUGGCAAUGACAAUGCUGAUGUCGAUGAAGUGGAUGCCGUGACCACACGCCGCCAAAGUCACGCAUCACAAAACUCCUCCAGCGAUGAUGGCGGCUUUCUAUCGCGUCGUAAUUUCAUUACAGCGCGUGCCUCCUGGCGUCGCCCACUGGUCGCCUCACCCUCACAGCUGAGUUUACAAUCAGCUGUGGGCUCGGCACGUGGUUUCCUGCAGGGACUGGGUGGUCUGCUGCGUGUUGGCAGCAAUGCCGCCGUUGGUGGCAGCAAUGGCGGACUCACAGGUACUGCAGCGACAGGAAUUGGCGCCGCUUCAGGCAUGGGGGAGGAUGUGCCUGAUGGUAAUACGGGCGCACGCUACCAGAACAUCUAUCGCGGUCACUACGGUCAAAAUAUCUACCGCAACUUACAGCCUGCACAGCCGGCAAGUCGUCCGCUGCACAUCAACACGCUGAACGGCGGUUCGUUUCUCAGCGGUCAUCAGUAUCAUCAGCAGCAUUUGCAUGGCCUGAAUCUAACACCCAAUUUGUAUACACCCUCACGCAUAUCACGCAUCUUCUCCAGCUCACCGGCCAGCACACCAAACGAUACAUUGGGCAGCGGCACUCACCACCACAUCGGCGGUUUAGGUGGCGCUAGCGGUGGCGGUGGUUUGCUCACCUCCCCAUGGUCGAUGACUACGCCAGGCAGCGGACACCUGCAUCCACAUUUUAGCGAUCUGAGUAGCGUCUACCCGAGUUCAGCAGAGCGCUCGUUACCCACGCCCUCAGCGACCAGCGGCAAUCUGAGCCGCUAUCGCUACUAUGCACACGAGCUGCCAUCGUUGCGUACCAUACAGGAGGAGACGCGUCGCUACAACCAGCAGCAGCAGCAAGAGGAGAAACAGCAGCAGGAACUGCAAACAACAGAUGGGUUCGUGCCACUGCAGAUACCCUCACCGCCGGCCUGGCGCAACUACUAUCACACCCAGUUACCCUAUCACAGCUACCGACCACGCACGCGCUGGUACCCACGUCACUAUGCGCGUCUUUUCGGUCGCACGCAACCCGAACUCAUGUCGCCACUGCCGCAUCUGAAUCUCACGCUGCGUUCUGCCUCGGCUGGCGCCAUGGGUCUGGAGGCAUCACCGGAGUCACGCUCCAGCUCAAGCGGAUUUGGUUCGAAGAAUACCUCCAAUCACCCGCAAGGAUCUCAUCACUCAGGCAGCACCAGCGAGUGGCGGUUGCUGCCACCAUAUCGGCCGCCGCCACCGCCACCAGCUCACAAUAGCGCCUACUUUGGUUUGGCACCAACGAGCGCCCAACAGCAGCAGGCACAGGGGCAAGCACCAGCAAGCCACCACCACCACCAACAACUGCACCACCCCUCUCUAUUUAGUACGAACUCGCUACCCUACUAUCCGCAUUACAGCGGCACGACCAGUAGCAGUCUGCAACAGCAACAACAGCAAAGACCGCUGACGCCGCCCUAUACCAUGGAACACUGGCUGGGCAUGAUCUCAGACUUAAACGCGGCCACCGACAAUGUCAAUCUGCCGAAAUCGGUGGACGUGGGCAGCGUAGAUGGACACUACGAGUUUGAUCCUUCCACACCAACGCCCAGUGUAUCCACGCCUACAGGCGGCCUCCUACGCGAAGAUCUCAAUUUGCACGUAGACACAACCGGACAUCAUACGCUUGGUCCGCUAAGCAGUGGCAGCAUAUUCCACCACACGGGCGGCGCGCUUACUUCGGGAGCAGCAACUUACGGUGGCCCAAUGCGGAAAACACGCUUCUCGCGCUAUGACAACGUGGAAGCGCGCUUGCAAGCGAUGCGUGAGGAAUUCUACGAGUACCGCAAGCGGCAGGCAAUGCAACAGGCGGGCGUGGCGGAGUUGGAGAGUGUAUGCUGAUGUGCGCGAAUGGGCGAGUGUAAUGAGAGGUGUGUGAGUAAGGGGUAUAACUGGGAAAUUGAGUAUGUAGUUAUGCGGGCUGCUGUAUGUAUGUAGUUAGUUAGCUUUAAGUAGGGUUAGGCUAAGCCAAGGGUAGCGUAAAAUCAAACGCGUGACUGCAAACAGACAAUUAGUAGAGUUGGUGAAAACAACAACAACAAAAAGUUUAAAAAUAGUAAAGUAAUGCGAAAGAAUGUAAGCGAAGAUUUUUGACUGCCCCAACAAAAUAAUGAAACUCCAAAGGACUCAUGCGAACUUUCGAACAUUUUUGACGAAAAUUUUUACUUACGCAGCCAUACAGAGUAACGCCGAGUUUAAAGAUGAAAUUUCGCAGAAUUAAAAUUUACCUUUUUUACGAGCCAACAACCUUAACCAGUGUGGGAAUUUAAGCAAGCUUAACUCAAAGUGUCGAGAAUAAUUUUUACUCUAAUCCUGCAACAUUUCCGUUUUCUCUGAGAGAACUCGAUUGAGCAUCAAUUUGAUAUCAAAAAUUCCUGUUUCUCACUAUUGUACAGAGGAAAGUAAAUUUACUAGAGUUCUAGAGCCGAAACUUAAUUUGACUAAAUUCAUGACUAUGCCGAAAAUAAAUUGAAUAUCGUUUGAGCUACGCAAUGUUUUGAUUUCUAGAAUAAAUUUUAAGCCAGAUGGUUCGAAAACGUUUCCACCAAACUAAAGUGAUUUUUAGGUAAUUUUUGUCUGGGACGCAGCUUAGUCGAAUCGUCCUGUCUGUGAAGGAAUUUUGCUACCACGAUGCUUAUGAGCUGUACUAAUAAAAACUUUAAUGUGCUCAACUCUGCCCACUAUACUUGCCUUAAAAUUGACUACGGUGCAAUACCAACGAAGACACACCAAACUGACUGAUGAGUACACAGACAAUGACAUAGGCAUAGCUUAGCAGACACGCAAGCUACUUAUGUUUGAGGAAAUUCGAAGAGCAGUGAAUUAAAGAUGGCGUAAUGAACCUACUGGAGAAUCGUCCGCCGAAUGUGGCUCUCUGUGCUAAAGCAUCUGCCAAGCCAAAAUAUGCACCGUCUUAACACAUUGAUUGCAGUUAUUACCGAACACUGCCUAAUAGGCAGACGCGCCCAGAGAAUGGGAAUGACUUCUGCUGAAGUGGUUUUGAUGAGGAAGAGACGAUCUCGCACCUCCUGUGCUACUUUGGUGCUCUAUGCAGACGCAAUUUACCAUUUCAGUUGAAACAGAUUUGAAUGAAUUGGAAAUGCUCAGUACUGUGGAAAUCAGGCACCUUCUAAACGUUUCGAAACGUGCACACUGGCGUUAGCAGAGACUAGGACAAGUUCUUCACGCGGCAUCACAAUGGACUAUGAGUCUGAGUGUGAUCCACAGAGUACAACCGCUUCAGCAUAACCUAACUUAAAAAACGACAGCUCUGCAAUUCAUUAGCCUGUUCGUUACCUUGCAGAACACAGUGUCCCGACACGCUCAUAAGUCCAAGCUCAUUCCACUUUGCAACAAAGUUUAGCUUGAACUUCCAGUCGUGGACUAUUUUCAAAGUGGUUUCUAAGGACUCGCUAGUUACUUAGGCUGCGCUUCGCCCGCAUUGGCUUUGGGUAGAAAUCCCCUGUCGUCCAGCGCGCUAAGUUCACGUAGAAUGCUUCAAUGUUUCGGAAGAUGAUGACUUUGGCAACUAUUGCAUUAAGCACUUGAAAUACAGAAACUUACGCAGUUCCGACAUUUAAAAAAAAAAACUUUUUUAUGGAAACCUACAUUUAAGGUGUUGGUUCAAAGCAUUAUAGAGUCACUUAUUAUGAGGAGGUACGCAAAUUCCUAAGAAGCCACGAAGUAUAGGCGCGUGUUCGAGGAAAAUAAGAAAUAUUAGAGGUCUCCUUCUUCUUCUUAGCAUCGCAGUCUUUGGUGAAGCAUUGCUUCAUUCACAAUCUGGCGACAUGUGGCUCUAUCUGCGGCCACGUCCUUCCACCGCCGCACGUUUAGCUUUUCGAGUUCAACUUCCACGUCUUCGAGCCAUCGGGCGUCUUUGUCUUUGGCCUCUGGGACUUUAAAUCUUAUCACAGUUUCAUUAACAUUUUUUGCUAAUAGUUCCAGCUCAUGAUUUUAACUAAUUCGAUAGGUGCCGUCUUGCGGGUGUUUAGAGAUCGCUGCGCAUUAUUCAUUCAUCAACUCCUAGAGUUCCAAGUUCGACCAUAAGGCGUUAUUAUAAUCCGAAAAUAAUAUUUAUGUAGUAAAAGGCAAUACUCAGUUUGAGUUCAUGUCUUCUUUGUCUUGCGCUAAGGCACGGGUUCAUCUUCUCGUCAAUUCAUUUUCCCUCUCCGGCUUUCACCAACUUUCGUUAAGUUGAUUUACUCUGUAACUAAAUGGCGACCCACAACAAGCAUUUUUAUGCUGGUUUUAUUAUUUUAAAUUUUUUGUGAUGCAUACAAAAUUACUUUGUGCCCAAUUUUUCACCAUAGAGAAGAAUGCAUUGUUUCGCGUCGAAUAUGAAAUUGCUGUGAGCAUUUUGUCAAUAAUUAAUCGAAUUCACGGAUGAAGGAUUCAAAGGAUUUCACUGCAAAACAAAGUUAGUGGCAGUUUUAAGCUGGUACUGCCCAAGGAUUCAUGUAAAUAUUAAAUAUUAAGUCUACUCUAAAGCAACCGUAAAAGAAGGAGAAAUAUUUAAGUAAAACGAACUGUAGUGAAGAGGGAGAGAAUAUGCAAAAAUACAUAGCAAUUAUAAAGACAUAUUAUAAAUUAAUUAAGAAUUAAAAUAAAUUAACAAAAAGCAAAACUUUAAAUAAAUCAAUUUAAGCAGAAAAUUACUAAAUUUAUUAAUGCAUAUAAUUAUAAAUAAAAAAACACACAAAAAUAGUUAAUAAUAGCAAAUGAAUUAAAUUGAGAAAAAAAACCUAAAUAAAUAAAUAAAAAAUAAAACAGUACACGGACUCAGUUAAAAAAAUGUGUUACACAUUUGCGGUUUAACUUAGUUAAGUAAGAACAAAGCAAGAAAAAAAGGAAACAAAAACAAAAAUAAA